UUCAGGUGUAAAUAUAUGAAAUAGAACAGACUGGUCCCUACCGAAAUACAUAGCUCAUGCUUUUAAAAACAAGAAUGCUAUAAACAUUUAGCAAAGGCUUUAUUGAACUUAUAAAACCAAAGAUUUUCACAGGUCAUCUGAGGUUCCUCCACUUAAAAACCUCAAUAAGGCCAAACUUCGCAGUAGUUUCUCAGUCAGCAGAUCGUAAAUAUACUGAAAGGUUUGUGAUUCCGCGUCCGCUCUCUUUCCUUUCUCCAUUACACGCACUUGGCCGCGUCCUGGCUGCUGAUCUGGCUGCUGCCGCCGCGCGUAAAUGGAAUGCUUUUACGCACCGCGCGCGUUCACUUUAAAGGAGGUUUAAUCGCUUUUUUUGCCAUUCCCAUGCCUCGCCUGGUGCUUAGGGCUCCUGCGCUGGUGAUGCGCCGAGGAUGUGAGGAAUGGAUGCUGUAAUACCUCACAAAGCUAACACCAGAGGGUGGGGGUAAAAAGCGAGGCGUGCGUCACCGGCAACUAAACGCCAGAGGGACAGAGACGUCAAUAACAUCGCGUUCAUCAAUAAGGAAUCUGGAUGGAGUUAGACGGUUUAUUAAAUAGGCCGCUCUCUGAAUUUGAACGCUUUAAUGUGAUGACCCCCCAAGGAGAACAACUGAGGGAAGACUUACUAGGACCUCAAUCCUACCGCUCGGAGAUGGCUAUCAACGCUGAUGCCGCUUUCGAGAAGAGUGGCCUGGGCGAGAGGGAAGUCUCCAACUUAACCGACUUCCAGGACACCGAGAAGCUGCUGAGCAAACCCCCCGCCGAGCCGACCGGGGAGAGCAACCUCAAACCCUCCGACUCCUUCUCUCUGAACACCAGAGGCAGCGUCCGCUCCCUGGACGCGGAGCAGAACGGACGCCGGUCCCCGCUGAAGUCGGGAUCCAUCGGGCAGCUGACGGCCCCACCCAGAUCUACUUCCCGGCUCAGCCUGGGCCAGCUCUCCUCCCCGGUUCCACCGGGAUCCGAGCCGCCCAGUUACCUCUGGCUGGCCGUGGUGUCCUGCUUCUGCCCUGGAGUGCCGUUCAAUGUCUGCGCCUUGUGGUACGCGAAUGUGUCGAGGUCAGUUCUCCACACUGGAGAUAUCGAGGGAGCAAGAAAGUAUGGGCGUCGAUCAAUGCUGCUCAGUGUUCUGGCGAUGCUGACGGGUGUGGUUGUAAUCAUCUUCAUAGUGCUUACAAUAGAGGCCCAACAAUGAAUCAAGGCGGAUGGAAACAGUUUCCCUUAACUUCUCCAGAUCUCUAAAUUGCACAGAGGAAAGAGGAUCUCAGAUUGAAGACGGAAGGAAGCACAAAAUAUGAGCUGAAAAAAGUCUGAAGGAAUUCCAAUGUGCACAUUUUUUUUGUUCAGUUUUUCUGCUGUGGACCAAAAAAGAAAAAA
Messenger RNA from Xiphophorus couchianus (Monterrey platyfish), 1413 nucleotides. RefSeq names its product trafficking regulator of GLUT4 1-like. The transcript is spliced from 3 exons. The record is from RefSeq and is a predicted model, not a curated record. Bases 569 to 1231 code for a protein of 220 amino acids. Gene Ontology annotation, cellular component: membrane. NCBI's taxonomy places the organism in Eukaryota, Metazoa, Chordata, Actinopteri, Cyprinodontiformes, Poeciliidae.